AUGACCACACUUCGGCCACAUCCACGCUAUGUAGAAAUUGCGGUGAACUUGGGCGAUCCCAUGUUCCGUGGGAUUUACCAUGGCAAGGAGAAGCAUCCAGACGACAUCGAGCAUGUUCUGCAGCGCGCCGAGCAAGCAGGUGUCGAAGCGCAAGUCAUAACAGCUGGCUCGCUGGCAGAAGUGCCUGACGUGCUAUCCCUGACGGAACGCAAGCCGUACCUGUUUGCUACGGCAGGAUGCCACCCGACACGCAGUUCCGAGAUGGAGGCGUACGAAGGCGGUGCUGCCGCCUACGUCGCACAACUCCAUCACUACAUUCAGACCCAGCCGAAGAUUGUGGCUGUAGGCGAGCUGGGCUUAGAUUACGAUCGACUUCAUUUCUCGCCAGCCGAUGCACAGCAGCGAUGCUUUGACGCGCAAUUACGCAUGGCUGUCCAGGUUCAGCGGCCCUUGUUUUUGCAUUCGAGAGCAGCGCACGCCGACUUUGUGCGCAUUCUGUCGCCUCAUCUUCCAGCGCUGCGUAGACACACGAACAGCGUUGAUGCAGAAAGUCCAGGCAGUGUAGGUGUAGUGCACAGCUUCACAGGCACAGCUGAGGAACUCCACGAGUUGCUGCAACUGGGUCUGUACAUCGGCAUCAACGGAUGUUCUAUGAAGACGCAAGAGAACCUCGAUGUCAUUCGACAGAUUCCUUUGCACAGACUUAUGCUGGAAACAGUAGAUGCGCCGUGGUGUGAUAUCCGACCGACACAUGCGUCUGCGGCUCACUGGACCGCCUUCGAAAAGGCCGAACCUGACCUGGCCAAACUCUAUAUGCCCCCCCGCGUAAAGUCGGAGAAAUGGCGCGAAGACUCGGCUGUAAAAGGACGAUGCGAACCAUGUCAUAUUGGCCAAGUGGCCGCAGUUGUAGCUCAGCUCCAGGGCGUGCCACUCCACGAUGUAGCGCAGCACGCCUGCGACAACGCACGGCGCCUCUUCCAGCUGCCUGUGGUGGAGGCGGCGGCGGCGUGA
This is a messenger RNA of Malassezia pachydermatis, 1011 nucleotides long. Its product is annotated as tatd-related dnase. NCBI's taxonomy places the organism in Eukaryota, Fungi, Basidiomycota, Malasseziomycetes, Malasseziales, Malasseziaceae. Gene Ontology annotation, molecular function: 3'-5'-DNA exonuclease activity. The record is from RefSeq and is a predicted model, not a curated record. The transcript has 4 exons. Gene Ontology annotation, cellular component: cytosol. The coding region runs from base 1 to 1011 and encodes 336 amino acids.